AGAAUCACGUCUGGAUGCAGCUAAAUCAGGCCGUUUUCAGCAGGUAAAACUGUCGAUUGAAUUCGGCGCUGAUGUUGAUGAAAAAUCUUGGGAGAAAAAGACAGCGCUUCACUGUGCUACUGAACGUGGUUCAUUGGAGAUUGUCAAAUAUUUAGCUGAACAUGGUGGUGAUAUUAAUGCAAAAGAUGAGGAAGACAAGACAGCGCUUCACUAUGCUGCUGAACAUGGUUCAUUGGAAAUUGUCAAAUAUUUAGUUGAACAUGGUGGUGAUAUUAAUGCAAAAGAUGAUGAAGACAAGACAGCGCUUCACUAUGCUGCUGAACAUGGUUCAUUGGAAAUUGUCAAAUAUUUAGUUGAACAUGGUGGUGAUAUUAAUGCAAAAGAUGAGGAAGACAAGACAGCGCUUCACUAUGCUGCUGAACAUGGUUCAUUGGAAAUU
Molecule: messenger RNA, 439 nt
Organism: Paramuricea clavata
Lineage: Eukaryota; Metazoa; Cnidaria; Anthozoa; Malacalcyonacea; Plexauridae
Source: the annotation of a GenBank genome assembly